Bombyx mori (domestic silkworm) is the source of this 14642-nucleotide messenger RNA. It is a transcript of the gene kst, whose product is annotated as spectrin beta chain. Bases 381 to 12752 code for a protein of 4123 amino acids. The transcript has 85 exons. Gene Ontology annotation, molecular function: phospholipid binding; actin filament binding. Gene Ontology annotation, cellular component: cell junction; plasma membrane; cell projection. Gene Ontology annotation, biological process: actin cytoskeleton organization. The record is from RefSeq and is a predicted model, not a curated record. NCBI's taxonomy places the organism in Eukaryota, Metazoa, Arthropoda, Insecta, Lepidoptera, Bombycidae.
CAGUACGCGAUUGAAUUCCGUCGCGGUAACACGUGUCGCGGCCGCCUUACCAAACUCCCGGGACAGAGCGCAUCGGAUGCGCGCGUGAUGUUUCAAAAGUGAUUAGUGCCUUCACGAAUCUGAUAUUCGUUAAUGGUUCUCGCGAUUACGAACGUAAUUAAUUUGAAGAUGCUUUUUUUUGACAUAAAUUUUAAGACAUCUUGUUUAUACAAAAGAAGGAAAUAAGCUUGUGGAUUGUCUUCAAAUAAAACUUGGAAUACCCCUUCAAUACUUACAACGUAAAAACAGUUAAAAACAAAGAAAAAACGUACUACCAACAAAAGGAUCAGUGUUAGAAGUGACAGUGACAGUGACAGUGUCACGAAACGGAUGUGACAAAAAUGCAGAGACAGUUGAGCAAUGUCAGUUUUCAUUCUUACCAGGACUACCAGCCUAGCAGGCGUUAUGGGCCGCAGUAUGAGCCUGGAGGCUACGCCACGGUAGUACAGCAACGUACCAACAUGACCCAGAGGGAGGACGCCCUCAAAUUCGAGCAGGGCCGCAUCAAGGCCCUGCAGGAGGAGAGGUUGCACAUCCAGAAGAAAACCUUCACGAAAUGGAUAAAUUCGUUCCUGCAGAAGGCCCGGAUGGAGGUGGAGGAUCUAUUUGUGGAUUUGGCAGACGGGCGGCGCCUCCUCAAACUCCUGGAGAUCAUCAGCGGGGAGCGUCUGCCGCGACCCAACACCGGCAGGAUGAGGGUCCACAAAAUCGAAAAUGUCAACAAAAGCUUGAGUUUCUUACACACAAAGGUGCGUUUGGAGUCUAUCGGAGCUGAAGACAUCGUGGACGGGAACCCUCGACUCAUCCUCGGCUUGAUCUGGACCAUCAUCCUGCGUUUCCAAAUCCAGGAGAUCGAAAUCGAUGUGGACGAAGAGAAUGAGUCUUCCGAGAAGAAAUCCGCCAAGGACGCCUUGCUGCUGUGGUGCCAACGCAAGACGAGUGGCUACCACGGAGUCCACAUCCACAACUUCACUGACUCGUGGAGAUCUGGGCUUGGUUUCAACGCGCUCAUACAUGCUCACAGGCCCGACCUCUUCCGCUGGACCGAGGUGCCGGUCGCUGACCACGUGGAAACCCUCAACCACGCCUUCGACGUCGCCCACAAGCACCUCGGCAUCCCCAAACUCCUGGACGCUGAAGAUGUGGACACGACCAGGCCUGAUGAGAAGUCGGUGAUGACGUACGUGGCUAGUUACUAUCACACGUUCGCUCGUAUGAAGAAUGAACAGAAGAGUGGUAGGAGAAUUGCCAAUAUCAUCGGUCAAAUGAUGGACUGUGAUGAGAGGAAGGGUGAAUACAGCCGGCUGGUCACCGCGCUCUUGGAGUGGAUCCGACUCAAGAUCGAAGAGUUGAAUGACAGGGAGCUGCCCAACUCUCUGGAUGGAAUUCAGCGUCUGCUACUUGGCUUCAAGCAGUACAGGACCGUCGAGAAACCUCCCAAAUACAAAGAGCGAUCGGAGAUCGAAGCGUUAUAUUUCCACAUCAACACGAUGCAGAAGAGUCUGGUGGGAGAACCCUGGGCGCCACUGGAGGGACAACUUCCUCAAGAUCUGGAGCGAGCCUGGCAAAGAUUGGAACAGGCCGAACACGCGAGAGAGAUAGCGCUCAGGACCGAACUGCUCAGACAACAGAGGCUCGAACAACUCAAUUACAAAUUCAAUACUAAGUCGGUCCUGCGUAAGGGCUACUUGAAGGAGAUGAUCCAGGUCCUGUCGGACCCUCGCUACGGCUCCAACCUGGCCCAGGUCGACGCCACUGUCAAGAAACACGAGGCCAUAUCUGCGGACAUCUUAGCAAGAACCGAACGCUUCGAGGACUUAUCGGCAAUGGCGGCAGAACUGGUCAGGGAGAAGUACCACGGCGCGGAAGCCGUCUCCAGGACCGAGCAGGCGGUCCUGCAACGCUGGAGGGAGCUCCUGGAAUUGCUGGAGAGACAUAGAGUGUCUCUGGGCAAGCUGGCCAGACUUAUGGCACUACUGAGAGAAGCUGAUGCCGUGAAACAUACGCUGGUUGAGAUGAAGACCCAGUUCCAAUCGGAGGAAGUCGGCAGGCAUCUGUCUGACGUGGAGAGGCUGCUGCAAGCGCACGCUCUCCAGGAGUUGCAGCUGGGCGCCGCGGACGAGAGCCUCAAGCGGCUCGUGCGGCUGGCGGCCGGCGUGGACGGCCCCGCGCAGCCCCAGGCUCAGCUGCAGAAGCAACUAGAGCAACUGCAGGAGGCUUACGACAGCCUGCUGGCGGCGGCCAAGGACCGUAAGGCGAGGUUGGAGGACGCUCGUAACCUGUACCAAUUCCUGGAGGACCACGAAGAAGAAGAAGGUUGGGUGACGGAGAAGCAGCGCAUAUGUCGCACCGACGUCGCCGCCAAGGACCUGAGAGGAGUGCUGGCGCUGAAGCAGAAGCACACGGGGCUGAUGCACGAGCUGAGGGCCAGGGAGCACGUCUCCCAGCGACACAAGUCCAAGGGUCAGAGCCUCAUAGACGCCGGUCACCCGAAGAGCGCCGAGAUCGAGCGGCGCCUGACCUCGCUCAGCAAGCAGUGGGAGACGCUCAGGGACCUGGCUGCAGCACGAGAGAAACAACUGGCUGACGCUGCAGAGGCUCACCAGUUCUACGGGGACGCGAACGAGGCGGAGUCCUGGAUGAAGGAGAAGCGUCCGCUGGUGAGCACCGCGGACUGCGGGCAGGACGCCGCCGGCGCCGCCGCCCUGCUGGCCCGCCACCGCGCGCUGCACGACGCCAUCCGCGCGCACCACGCCGAGCUGCAGACCCUCGCCGCGCACGCAGCCCGCCUGCAGCAGGCCGGCAUACAGUGCCUCCAGUUACCAACGGAAGUGGAGUCCACUCAGGGCAUGGAAGACGAGGAGUGGGUGAACGAGUCCAGGCUGGUGCCGACCGAGGUGUGGGAGGAGGAGCCGGUCGAGAGACUCGAGCACAGGACCGUCACCGAGGAGAGACAAGUACCGCAGGUGAAAGCGCUGUACCCAUUCACGGGCCAAGGGAUAUCGAUGCAGAAGGGCGAGGUCAUGUUCCUGAUCAACAAGACGAACCCGGACUGGUGGUCGGUGCGGAAGGCGGACAGGACCGACGGCUUCGUGCCCGCCAACUACGUGCGGGAGAUCGAGCCCAGGGUCGUGCCGGUCCAAGUCCGCAGACCAGAGAAGGUGAGGACGGUUCAGCGCGUGAAGAAAACGGUGCUGGUGAAGCAGGUGGUGCCCGUGAAGAGGAACAAGCCGACCGCCAGGAGGGCGUCCAGGGUCCAGCAGAAGGUCGUCACCGUGGCAGCCAGGAUGGCGGACAUACAGAAGGACUACGACGAGUUGGUAGCGUUGUCGUCUGCGCGUCGUGAACAACUCGAGGAUGCCAUAAAGCUGUACAGCUUCUUCGCCGAGUGCGAUGACUUUGACAAGUGGAUGAAAGACAAGGAGAAGUUCCUCAAGUCUGACGACGGCGAGGAGAGCGUGGACACCGCCAAGAGGAAGUAUGAGAAAUUCGUGACCGAUCUGUCGGCGGCCUCCAAGCGCUUGGAGCACAUCGACGAGGCUGCCGAGGAGCUGGUCUCCGCCAGGCACGGGCAGGCCAGCAAGGCGGUCGCCAGGAAGCAGCAGCUGCGCCAGCAGUGGGAUAAACUACUGCGACUGAAACAACAGAAGGAGAAGAGCCUGGAGGGCGCGUCGAGCGUGGAGUUGUUCAGCCGCACCUGCGACGAGGCUCUGGAGUGGAUGGCGGAGAAGGAGCAGCAGCUGGCGGCCGGGCCGGGCGCCGCCAGCGACCUGCGCACCGUGCGCGCGCUGCAGCGGAGACACGCCCAGCUCGAGCGAGACCUGCAGCCGCUCCGGGACAAGGUCGCCACCGUCAGUCUGCUAGCCGACUCAGUGAAGUCCCAAUAUCCGAGCGAGAGGGCUAAUGUGGAAGCGAGACAGAGAGAGCUUCAGCGCGUCUGGGAGAGGUGUCGGCAGCAGGCUGAUGAGAGGAGGGACAGGCUGGAGAGCGCCGUGGGGCACCAGAUAUUCGGGAACAGUAGCGCCCAGCUACAAGGCUGGCUGCAGAAAACGAGAGAGCAGCUAGCGCAAGAGGCCACCGCCAAGGACGUCGCGACGGCCGAGGCUCUGCACGACCAACACAAGGAGCUGCUGGACGACAUCAAGACUCAUGACGACGAAUUCAAGGAGGUGAUCGCUCUCGGCAAACAGCUGCUGUCCAAGAACCCUGCGCUCACGGACGUGGCGGACAAGAUCAAGCAGUUGGAGCAGGACCAGAAGGCGGUCGCCAAAGAGUGGCAAGACAAGGACGCAUAUCUGAAGCAGCUGGUGCAGUUGCAGUGCUUCAACCGGGAGGCCGACCAGAUCGACGCGUCGUCCGGGGCCCACGAGGCUUACUUGGACUACACGCACUUCGGGUCGUCGGUGGAUGAGGCCGAGGCCCUGGUGAAGAGGCACGAGGAGCUGGAGGCGCGGCUGGCGGCGCAGGACGAGAGGCUGUCCGCCUUCGUGCAGCGGGCUGACGCGCUGCUGGAACUGCCACACUAUGCUGCGCAGCACAUCGUGUCCCGUCGCGACGCCGUGCUAUCCCGUCGUGACGCUGUGCGCCUGGCCGCCACCGAGCGACGCCGCGCGCUGCACGCCAGCCUGGCGUACCAGCAGUUCGUGGCGGCAGUUGAAGAAUUGCAAACUUGGAUCCAGGACAAAACGAAGACUGCCAAGGACCAGAGCUACAGAGAUUUGGCCAAUUUGGAGCGUAAACUUCAGAAACACGAAGCAUUUGAAAGGGAGUUACAAGCCAACGAGAAGCAACUCAGGAAUGUUGAGAGUAUCGGACAGUCUCUGCAGAAGUCGGAUCCAGCACGCGCCCAGGAGGUCAGCGCGCGGCUGGAGUCCCUGCGCGAGGCCUGGGAGGCGCUGGUGGCCGCCUCCAGGGACAAGGGGGGCAAGCUCCGCCAAGCAGCUCAACAGAGGCAACACCGCAGGUCUAUUGAAGACGCGAAGGCGAGACUGGUGGAGUUGGAGAGGGCGUUGAAAAGCGAAGAGAUCGGCACCGACUUGAGGAGUUGCAAGCGACUGCUCAACCAGCACCAGACUCUGGAGCAAGAAUUAAGUCAGUGGGAGCAAAAGGCGACGGUGUUGGCUGCUCAAGGUGCCGACUUAGUGUCGGCGGGGCACUUCGACGGGCCGGCCAUAGAGAGGGACAGCGCUGCCUUACUGCGGGCCGUGACGGCGCUCCAGCCGCCCGCCGAGGCCAGGAGGAAGGCGCUGAACCGAAGUCUCCUGCACCACAAGUUCGCUGCCGAGGUAGCCGGCGAGUUGGACUGGCUGUCGGAGCGCAAGGCGGCGGCGUCGUCGGAGGCGCUGCCCGCGGACCUGCACGCCACCCAGACGGCGCAGAAGAAGCACGGGAAGCUGCGCGCCGAGCUCACCGGCCGGCGGCCCCUCAUCGCGCGCGUCAUCGAGCAGGGCCGCGGGCUGGUCGCAGAGGGACACCCGCAGAAAGAUAAGAUCCUGGCUCUUUGCGAAGAGUUGGAGUCAGCGUAUACCGAGGUGUCGGCGGCGGCGGACGCCAGGGCCUCGCGUCUGGAGGCCGCGCUGAGGGCGCAGCAGUUCUUGCACGAGGCCCGCGAGGUGGACUCCUGGCUCGCUGACAAGGCGACAGCUCUCUCCACCGACGACGUUGGAGGAGACAGACAUCGGGCCACUCAACUCUUGACGAGGCAUAAGGCUGUAGAGUUGGAACUGGACACGUACGCCGCGAUCAUCUCUGAGAUGGGCCACGUGGCGUCGUCGAUGCUGGGCUCGGGACACCCGGAGGGCGGCACGCUGGUGUCGCGCCACGCCGCGCUGGCCGACACCCUGGCGAGGCUGCAGCGUCUGGCGGCGCACCGGCAGCACGCGCUGGUCGAGAGCGUCUGCAGGCACGAAUACUUGGCUGAGAGCGAGGAGUUGGAGCACUGGAUCCAGGAGCAGUACGCCGCAGCCUCCAGCGAGGACUACGGCCAGGAUUACGAACACUUACUGAUCUUACGGUCUAAAUUCGAUGAGCUCCGUCACCGCGUCGAGAGUGGAGCGGAACGGUUCAACCAGUGCGAGGAGCUGGCCAAAAAGCUGCUGGCGUCCGAGAGCCCUUACAUCGAGGACAUCGAGAAGAGACAGGAGGCGCUGGGAGAGUCGUGGCAGCGACUGGUGGAGCAGAUCCAGUCGCGAGGGUCUCGUCUCCACGCGGCGGGCGAGAUCCACCGCUUCCACCGCGACGUGGGCGAGCUGGUGUCGCGCGCGGCGGACAAGCGCGCGGCGCUGGGCGGCCGGCCCGCGCCCCGGGACCUGCGCGCCGCCACCGCGCUGCUCCGGGACCACGACACGCUGCGCAACGACCUGCUCGCUGUCGACGCGCAGAUGCAGGUCUUACAAGAGGAGGGCAGUCGUCUCCAAAAGCUGUACCCUGGGGGUAACGUGACGCAGAUCGCUCUACAGCAGAAAGCUCUGGCUGAAGCUUGGGAGAUGCUGAAGCAGGCUGCAGACGAACGCAAGCACGUCCUGCUGCAGCAUCUACAGCUGCACCAGUUCCUCACGCAGGUGCGCGACCUGACGUCGUGGUGCCGCAGCGUGGCGGCGUCGCUGGGCGGCGGCGUGCGCGUGCGCGACGCGGUGUCCGCACAGAGCGCGCGCGCCGAGCACCACGCGCUGCGCGCCGAGCUGGACGCGCGCGACGACAGCUUCGCGGCCGCCCUGCAGCUCGGACACGACCUGCUCGCCGACAGACACCCCAGCUCCGCCGAGAUCGAGGAGAAGUGCGGGGCGCUGAUGGAGGAGCGUGCGCGGCUGGAGCGCGCGUGGGCGGCGCGGCAGGUGGCGCUGGACCAGCUCAUAGACCUGCACUGCUUCCUGCGCGACGCCAAGCAGCUGCACGACCUCUGCGCCGCGCAGGAGGCCUCGCUCAGUACAGAGCUGUCCCCUACCAGCAGCGUCGAGGCCAUCGAGCACCAGCUGAAGAAGCACGAAGCCUUCGAGAAGCUGAUCGCGACCCAGGACGAAAAGCUGGCAACAUUGAACAGCCAUGGCGACAAGCUGCUACAGCAGAACCACGUGGAAAGCCAGAGGAUCGCUGACGAGCUGCAACUAAUUAACGAGAGGAGACAAAAGCUGUACGAGGCGGCGGCGGCGCGGCGCGCGGCGCUGGGUCGCCUGCGGGCUCGCGCGCAGCUCGCCCGGGACGCGGCCGAGACUCGCAGCUGGGUCGCGGAGAAGCUCGCCAAGCUGACUGCCGACCAACAGCACGGCGAAGUAACAAACUUGGAGGAUAAGAUCAAGAAGCUGCAGAAGCACCAGGCCUUCACGGCCGAGCUGGCGGCCAACAAGGCGCGCCUGCAGGAGGUGGAGGCGCUGGCCCGGCAGCUCAGCCCCGACCCUGAGGUCGAGGAGCAGCUGGCUGAGCUGAGGAAUGACUGGGCGAAACUCGAAGACGCGACCCGGGAGACUGGUCGCGGUUUGGAAGAAGCCCAAGACAUCCUGGAGUUCAACCAGCACUUGGACAAGUUCGAGGCUUGGAUCAGAGACAAGGAGAUGAUGGUGCAGGCGCACGAGCUGGGCCGCGACUACGAGCACUGCAGCGCGCUGCUCCGCAAGCUGGACGACGUGGACAGCGACAUGCGCGUGGACGACCGCCGCGUGCGCAGCGUGCGGGCGCUCGCCGACAAGCUGCUCAACCAGGGCCCCACCCAGCAGGCGGCCACGGUGGCGCAGCGCCGCGACGCCUUCCUGUCGAAGUGGGCGGCCCUCAGCGGAGCCCUACAGCGGUACCGGGACAACCUGGCCGCCGCCCUCGAGAUACAUUCGUUUAACAGAGACGUGGAAGAUACGGCGGAGCGUAUCUCGAAGAAGGCGGCCAUCUUCAGCAGCACGGAGCGCGGGCGCGAGCUGGAGGCCGCCCACCUCCUGCGCCGCAGCCACCUGGCGCGCGCCGCCGAGGCCUCCGCCGUGCUCACCAGGAUCCAGGAGCUUCAGGCGGACGGCACCGACCUCGCCACCAGACACCCAGAGCACGCUAAAGAUAUAGAGGAGAGUCUCCGCAACUUACGCGAGGGUUGGGACAACCUGCAGAAGUUGGCUGAGAGGAGAACCGCGCUGCUAGAUGCGGCUAUCAACGAGCACAAAUUCGAUGAGAACUUAAAGGAAUUGGAAGUCUGGGUGUCGGAAGCCGUGAAGCAGAUGGACGAAGUCGAGGACCCGGAGACGAUGGCAGAAGCCCAGGCCUUGCUGGAGCUUCACGACGAGAAGAAGGCCGAAAUCGACAACCGCCAGAAAGCCAUAGCCUCGCUGAAGAAGGAGGCCGAGCAAACGCCGGAGAAGCUUAAGAAAGUCGAACACCUCUCCACCACCCUCGACCAAGCCUGGCUGAAGAGGAAGGAGAAUUUGACUCAGGCGCACCAGUUACAGCUACUGAAGGAGCAAGCGAGACAGAUUGAAGACUGGCUCUCGACUAAGGAGGCCUUCUUGAACAAUGACGACUUGGGAGAGAACUUGGACGCCGUCGAGACCCUCAUCCGUAAGCACGCUGAGUUCAGCAAGCUGCUGGAGAGCCAGAUCUGCCGCGUCGACGAGCUGAGGAAGAGCGCUGAGGGCUUGAAGGACCAUCCUCUGAGGGUCAGGGUGGACGACGUCCUCCGCAGGGCCGACAGACUCAAGGAGUCGUGUAAGUCGCGCGGAGACGUGCUGCAGCAGUCCAGACAGCUGCACCAGUUCCUACAGGACCUGCAGCACGAGAGGGAGUGGAUCGCGCUCAAGAUGCAGAUCGCCAACGACCAGAAUUACAGAGAACUGUCUAACCUGCAAUCCAAGAUACAGAGGCACGCCGCCUUUGAAUCAGAGCUUGCGGCCAACAAGGGACGCAUCGACGACGUCGCCAACAGAGGGGAGGCGCUUAUUGAAUCAAAACAUUACGCUUCUCAAGAGAUAGCGAAACACGUCGAGGAGUUGGAGAACCAGUGGCAGGAAUUGCAGACCGCCGCUAAGCUGCGUCACGAUCGCCUGCAAGAAGCCUACCAGGCCAGGAUCUUCUUCCGAGGGUUAGACGACUUCACCACCUGGCUGGACGAGGUGGAGGCGCAGCUGCUCAGCGAGGACCACGGCAAGGACCUGGCGUCGGUGACGGUCCUUCUGAAGCGACACUCGCGUCUCGAGCAGCAGGUGUCGAGCAAGGCCGACACGGCGACGCAAUUGGCCGACACCGCCCGCCAGCUCGCCGACACCAAGCACUUCAUGGCACAGGAGAUACUGGACAGAGCCGACCAGGCCGUCAAACGCUACCGCCAGCUACAAGAGCCGAUACAGAUCAGAAGAGAUAAUCUAGAAGAUGCCGAGCUUCUCCACCGCUGGGAUAGAGACGCCGACGAGGAAUUCGCCUGGUUACAGGAACGGGAGCCCUUGGUGCACCAGGAGGACGCCGGCUCCUCGCUCCCGGAGGCGCAAGCUCUGCUGAAGAAGCACCUGUCUCUGGAAGCUGAGCUUAUCGCCAGAGAGCCCACGGUCAGCGCCGUGUGCGGGCGCGCGGCGCAGCUAUCCCGGCGAGGUCACUUCGCGUCGGGCGCCCUAGAGGCCCGGGCGCGCGAGUUGUCGGCGCUCAUGCGGUCCCUGCUGCACGGCGCCAGCGUGAGGACCGCGGCACUGCAACGACGGUGCGACGUGCUUAUGCUGGUGUCGGAGGUAGCGGAGGCGCGCGCGUGGCUGGCGGCGCGGCGGGGGGCGGUGGGGGGCGGGGCGGGGGCCGAGCCGCGGGACGAGGGGGAGGCUCGCGGCCUCACGCGCCGCCUGCACGCCGCGCUCGCAGACCUCACGCCUUUCGACCUCACGCUGGACAAGCUGUACAAGGCCUGCGCCGCUCUGCAGGAGCGCGGCGCGGGGGACGCGGACGAGGUCAAGCGCAGCAUCGACGAGCUGAAGGCGGAGCAUGAGGACAUGAAGCUGCUGGCGGCCAGGAGGCAGCAGCGCCUCGAGCAGAGCGUCAAGUACUUCAAGUUCGUGGAGGAGUGCGAGGAGGUCUCCGAAUGGAUCGGGGAGCAGAUGGCGGCGGCCGCCAGCGAGGACUACGGGCUGGACGUGGAGCACGUAGACACGCUGCAGCAGGCCUUCGCGAGCUUUUUGACUCAACUUAACGCGAACGAGGGUCGCAUCGAGUCCGUCUGCGAGGCCGGCAACGUGCUGCUGGAAGAGAACAACCCUGAGUCGGACAAGGUGAAGCAACGGGUCGACGACAUCAGGGGUCUGUGGGAGGACCUCAAGGAACUAGCGGUGGCGCGGCAGGAGGCGCUGGCCGGGGCGCGGCAGGUGCACGAGUUCGACCGCAGCGCGGACGAGACGGGCGCGUGGAUCGAGGAGAAGGAGCGCGCGCUCAGCGAGCUCAGCCCCAGCGCGCACGCGCAGCCCGCGCACGGACGCGCGCUGCACGCCCUGCGCGCCGACCUGCACGCCGUGCGCGACCAGCACCAACGUCUGCGGGACGAGGCCGCCAGGCUGGGGGAAACGUUCCCUGACGCCCGCGAGCACCUGUCUUCGAAGCUGGAGGACGUGACGGAAGCCCUGGACGCCCUGGAGCGGCGCGCCGAGCACUGCGCGCAGCAGCAGGAGCUGGCCAGCCACCUGCAGGCCUACUUCGGCACCUACCAGGAGCUCCUGGCGUGGUGCAGCGCCACGCUGGCCCGGGUGACGGCGCCCGAGCUGUCCCGGGACGUGCCCGGGGCGGAGCGCCUGGUCGCCAGGCAUGACGACAUCAAGUCGGAGAUCGACUCCAAGGACGAAGACUUCAACAAGUUCUACAGCGACGGCGAAAAGCUGGUCAGAGAAGGCCACUUCAUGUCAGCCGAGAUAGAGGAGAGGAUGUCCGCCCUCCGCAGCCGCCGCGCCGUGCUGGACUCGUGCUGGAGCUCGCGAAGCAGGAUCUACGCGCAACACCUGGACGCUCUGGUCUUCAAGCGCGAUGCCAUGACCCUGGACAACUGGAUCACGAAUAGAGUGCCGCUGGUGAGGGACGGGAAACUUGGUGAGAACGUGGCCCAAGUUGAGGAGUUGAUCACGCGCCACCGAGACCUGGAGGAGACCAUCGAGGCGCAGAGGGACAAGUUCAACGCCCUCAAGCGCAUCACCCUGAUCGAGCAAGCCUUCAAGGAGCAACAAGAAGCGGAGGCGGUGGCGCGUCGCCGGUCCGCCGAGAAGCAAGAGGCAGACCGGCUGCAGCAGUACAGGAGGAGGGAGAUGGAACGCAUCACCGAGGAGAGGAGGAGGGAAACUAUCAGUAGAGAGACGGAGCACGCGCCGACGCAGCGGCCGCCCUCCCCGGAGGAGGGCCUGUCCCCGGCGCCGCAGUUCGACAAGCUGCCCAAGAGCGACGCCGGCGUCAAGCGCGCAGAGAGCAUGAACGUCGUGAAGACGCCGAAGAGGACCCCCUCGUUCACGACCCGGCGUCGGACCCAGAGCUUCACCAGGCACCGGGGAGGGGACAUCGACAAGCUACCGCCCGUGGAGAUCGAAGGCUAUUUGGAGCGCAAGCAGCAGGCCGGGUGCGGCGGGAAGCGCGCCACGGUCCGGUCGUGGCGCGGCUACCACGCCGUGCUCUGCGGGCAGCUGCUCUGCUUCUUCAGGGACCAGAUGGACUUCGCAAGCACCAAGGCCGCGGCGCCGCCCGUCGCCAUACUCAAUGCGGAGUGCUCCGCGGCCCCGGACUACACCAAGCGCAGCCACGUGUUCCGGCUCCGCUGCGCCGACGGGGCCGAGUACCUGUUCUCGUGCGGCAGCCGCGCGCUGCUGCAGGACUGGGUCAACAAGAUCUCCUUCCACGCGCGGCUGCCCCCGGAGCUGCAGCUGACGCCCUACGCCGCGCCCGGGGACUCGCCCACCGCCGAGAUCCGAAGGCGGCUCCAACAAAACGCCUCGUCGUCGUCCGAAGAGGAACUGUCUCCGGAGCCCCAGCGCAAGUCCCGGUCCCAGGCGGAGAUCCUGCAGGAGCACAGGAGCAGCCAGCAGGCGGCCAGGAGUAGCGCCACACCAGAGCGGACCACCACCACGACCGAAAGACUCAUUGAGUCGACAGUGCUGCCGUCGCUGCCGCCCCGACAGCCGCCGCGCGAGGAGGAGGCCGCCGACGUCGUCCUCAGGAACGCGGAGCAGGCCGCCGGCGGGACCUGGGGCAGGUCCAGAUUCUCAAACGGACGAGACAUCAAUUCAGACUUCAUCAGGUCACAGAAAGACGCCGCGGACCUGCCUCCCUUACCGCCGAUGGGGCCCCCGGAACGACCCCCCAGCCUCCCGGAUCGACCGCCAGCUUUACCAGAACGAGCCCCAAACCUCCCCGAACGGAAUUCAAAUGCAAACGACAGAGGCGAGAGAUCUGUGACCGCGCUGGUGGAUAGCUACCAGCAGAGAAUGUCAGGGUCGUGGCAGGGAAAGGACGCUAACAGGAACACAACAUGGCAGCAAGAGAGACAGAACAAUAACUACACAAACGUGGAGACUUCGCACUUCUACUCGAGCGAGGCUGCAUACGGAGGUGGUGGAAGCGGUGCCAGGCCGGCGUCCGUGGCUGGUAGCGGAGGCUCUCCCGCCGUAGAGCGGCCCGCCUCGCGGUCGUCGGGCGAGUCGGAGCUGUCCGUGAGCAGUGUGACGAAAGACAAGAAAGAGAAGAAGGGAGUCUUCGGAGGCUUCUUCAGCAAGAAGAAGCGGCCGCAGAGUCACAUGUAGGAGGCGAAGAAGGCACCACUGACGUGACCACUCCGGUAUCAUUCCUGGUUUGCAAGUUUCUUAAUGUCUUCGAUGGUGGACCGUCAUUCUGAUAAUGAGAGAUGGUUAGCUCAGCUGUGACAGACACAGCCACUUAGAGCUUCUAAUGAUUCUAAUUAAAAAUGCAUUAAAUUUGUUUUUUUUUAAAUAUAAUAAAAAUAUUUUCUUAAUUCGUUCAAUGCCGGUCAAAAUUUGAAGCGGAACUCUAGAAGCAUCUAUAUAGAUGUUCAUUAAUGGUAUAUAUUUAAUUAGUAAUGUUAUAGUUCUGGUGUUAAGUGAAUAUGAUGUUACAGUAUCGCCUUUGUAAACACCGCCCUGUCUUUUACCGCGAUAUUAAAAGACUUAAAUUUAAUUUAGACAUUGUUAUGGCUCAUCGACGACAGCUUCAAAAUCAAUUUGUGCUUAGGGCAACCCUAAAUAUUACACUUCUUAUGAUUUUUUUUAAUGUGGCAACGCACUAGCGGCAUGGCAACAAACCGUUGAAGUUGCACAGAAAAUUCUGAUCGUACCUACUUGCAAGUGUAUUUUAUUUUAGAUUUAGAUAAUUAAAAAUCCUUCUAGGAAACUAGGAAAGUUCCGUUGACGCCCGAAGUAGUUUGAAACUACGUAAUUAGCAUUUGAGAAUCGGAAGAUGUCGGGGAUGUCUAGCUAUCUCUCUCCCGCACUGUGAGCAGCGCUAUUUGUCAAGAAUACCCAAUUUAAUUCUAAUCAAAUCGUUUCUAAAAGAGUAGUUUUAUUUUUACACGACAUUAAUGCUUUGCGGUAAUAAGCAGGGUGAUGGUACCAGGCCGCGAGGGCUCAACGCGCUCACCAUUCACAUUCCUUGCGAAAAAUGUCACAAAUUUUAUUAUAUACACAUAGGGACCAAAAUACUAAUGGUAAUAAUGUUGUUAUAUUUAAAUGGUAAAAUAACCUCUGUAUUUGCAACUUAGAAUUACUGAAUAACAUUACUCGUGCUAUAGUUGAAGUUAAAUAUUUAAAAAAAAAAACUAAGAGAAACGUCAAAUAUCUGUCAAACUUUCGCUAUGUAUAUUUUGUUUGUUAAAGGAAUCAAAAUUCAACAAAUACACGUGUCUUUCUAGAAUAUUAUUCGAUUUAUUAUUACUAUUACUUUAAAAAAUAUGUUACAAACAAAAUUUUGUAUCAUAAAAGACUUCGAUGUGUCAAAUUUUAUGCUAAAACGCUUUUUUUAAUGUUAAUUCAAACUGUUGUAUUCUUCAUUGAUAAGAAAACGUGUUUCUCAUUAAUAUUCUUUUAUUAUUAUUUGUUAUUUAAGUUUGUAACCUAACAUAGCAUUUUAAAUGCGUCAUGAUGAUAAAAAUAAGACCCAAAAGUCUUGGCUCGACAGAUAUGGCAACACUGUAAGGCGAAUAAGGCUAAAACAUCGGGUAACUGAUGGCCGUAAAGGCGUUGGCAUAAGUCGAGACAUCAUAUUAUUAUUCAGUUAUAGUACAAUAAAAAGAACCACCCAUUAAAUAAUAGUGAUGUUGAUUUUUACAAUUUUAUUAUGUCGUUAAAUAGUUUGGUUAAAAUCUUUUAUUUACCUGUGAAUGUGUGUACCUGUGAGCGUGUACAUUCAAAAACCUUAUUACAAAAUAUGCUAUGUUAGGUUUUAGCUGAUGAAGUGUUUAUAUUGUAUAAUUACUCAUCGAUAAUGAUUGUAAAAAUGUCUGUGCGCUAACAGUUCUACUGUUUUAACUAACACAAGACUGCAUGGAGUUAAUUAAUUUAUUCCUCAGUCAACAUUACACACAAUCCCAAUAAUAAAAUCGAUGAGAGAUGAGUUUAACGUAAUCAAUAAAUUAUAUAAAAUCUUUUAAAAUAAGUAAUAAAAUAUAUUUUUGCGAAUAA